AGUGAAGAAUUUGGCGCCAUCUUGAGAAGGUCAAAGUGAUUCUUCGAUUAAAUGCCUUACUUAUCGCCUAGUGUGACCUGGCGCUUGGGUUUACUCUCCCCAGCAACUGCGCCUCAAACGCAAAGAAAACUGCAGGUCCUCGGGGAAGGAUCGAUUUCACCAUUCAAGAGAAAAAUCCAUUUCCCAGAUUCCUCCCCUUUAUGUAAACGUCUGGUACCUAGUAGACGUUAAAUACACGUGAGUUUUCCGGUUUUAUAAGAUCACAUACUGCAAACCAACAGUAAAUUACAUUAAUACGCAUUUCUUUAGAAAUUCUUAAUUGCUAGGCACUGACAUAUAAAUUGAGUUUGCUGUUGUUUUAGAGAGAAAAAUAGACAUAUUCAUUUUUUUUCAAUCAGGACAUGGUAUUCGUUUCCUUCUUAAGCUUCCCAUUUUUGAGGUAGGAAAGUAUUGGUGUGUGUCUCUAUCUCUACCUUGCUCCCUCAUUAGCAGGCUUAAUGGGCAGGAAUUAUGUCUGUUUUGCUUUCCGUUGGAUCCCCGGGUCUAGUAGAGCGCCUUGACACAUAGUAGGUACUCGACACAGAUGCUGGCUUCAUGAUGAAGCAAUUGUCCUCGAAUUAAUACAAAAGGGAAGAUUCAGACUCAGCGAGCCGGUACCAUUCGUCUAGGGACACACAGCCAGGAAGGAACCGAACCAGGAUUCUAACCCAGGAUUACCCAAGUUCGAAUUCUAAUUGAACAUAAGUCCUUAGCGACCUUGGACGGACUUACUAAACUGCCCUGAAUCUCGGCUUCCUUAGCUGCAAAAUAGGGUUAGGAAAAGUGGACUCGGUGCUCCUCUGCGCCGCAUUCCCGCAGCGGGAUUUGUGAAAGCGAACUUGAGCCCCACACUGCAGAAGCCCUGAGGUCCUGUCUCAACCAGAAUCCAGCACCCAGGACAAGCCCUCCAGCGACUUCAGACCUUCCCGCUCCCGACCCCGCCCGCCCCCGAGAGGCGUGGUCAAGGCGGGGCCAGAAGGCGGACGCGUGCACGGAGCGGUAAAGCGCAGGCGCAAAGCUUCGGUGACGUCAGAGAGGCGCGCUCCCAGCUCGGAGCCGACUCGCAGACGCGCCCCGCCCCUCGGCGUCGCUCUGGACUGGCGCAGGCGCAAGCCGGCAAGAUGGCGGCGGCUGGGGCUUUCCGUCUGAGGCGGGCGGCAUCGGCUCUGCUGCUGCGGAGCCCCCGCCUGCCCGCCCGGGAGCUGUCGGCCCCGGCCCGACUCUAUCACAAGAAGGUUGUUGAUCAUUAUGAAAAUCCUAGAAACGUGGGGUCCCUUGACAAGACAUCUAAAAAUGUUGGAACUGGACUGGUGGGGGCUCCAGCAUGUGGUGACGUAAUGAAAUUACAGAUUCAAGUGGAUGAAAAGGGGAAGAUUGUGGAUGCUAGGUUUAAAACAUUUGGCUGUGGUUCCGCAAUUGCCUCCAGCUCAUUAGCCACUGAAUGGGUGAAAGGAAAGACGGUGGAGGAAGCCUUGACUAUCAAAAACACAGAUAUCGCCAAGGAGCUCUGCCUUCCUCCCGUGAAACUGCACUGCUCCAAAUCUGUGCUGUUUCCAGCAGAGGAGAAAACUCAGCUUUCGCCAUAAUCCUGUUUCCUGUGUAUUUCUUCACUUCCUGUCUGGAUGGUAUUCCUGUCGGGGUCUGCAUCUGUAUAUAUGGAACAACUAAGCCCAGUUGUACAAUGUCCCCCUCCCUGCUAUCCUAAAAAAAAGCCCAGAUGCCUUAAGACUUGUACUUGGCUUUCCAGUUUGGUCUCUGUAUUAAAUCUAAUGCUUUUUCCAUCAUUUCUUAACCUUCUCAGGGAAAGAAGGAAUGAGAAACAUUAGCCUUAAUGCAUCGAUGGAGGUUUACUAACCAAAUUAGUUAAAAAUCAGCAGAGAGUCAGGCCUCUUGCCAAGGUAAUACUCACAGCAGAAGAGCCAGGUGCCGGGGCAGACACACUAACUCAUUCUUCAGGAAGCCUGGUCAGACCUAAGUUCUUUCCACUUGAUCUGGAAUUUUAAGUACCCAUAAAGAAAGGUCAUCACUUGUAAACAUUUUCACAUGGUUUCAGGAAAUCCCCAGCCCUUUUAUUAGGCCUUUUUAGGUACUGAAACCUUUAGCUGAUGUUCUCUGUUAUUUGCUUGCUUUCUGCUGUCAUUCCAGCUCUCUCAGUUUUUAUUUUCCCCAUAGCCUCACUUUGAAUAUUGACUCCUAAAUAAAAGUGGUCAAACUCUCGAUCACUAGAGGGUGAUGUGGCAAAUGCCAUCCCAUCAACAGAUUGACAUGAUCUUUUUUCCAAAGGGCAUGUCAACUUUUUUAUCAUGACAAGAUUUUGUCCAAAGCUAGACUUUGAUGGGAGCAGGCAAGAAGUAACAUUUCCUGUGUCCCUACUAUGUGUCAGACAUCUUCUGUAAGUCCCCACACUAUCCUGGCAAGAAAAGCAUGAUUAUCCCAGUUCUAUAGAAGAGAAAGUAGGGUCAAAGAGGCUAAGGAACUAGCCUGGGAUCACAGAUUUUUAACCCUAGUCUGUCUCCAGGAUCACCCGCAGGAGUAACUCAGCUCAGGAAGCAGCUGCUGACGUGCCCAGCAACUCCUCACCCCAGCUUUCUGGCUUGGUUACUCCAUUAGUCCCCACCAGCACCACUUCCUCCCAGCUCUUAAAGAUUCUAUUCCCAAGUCCAUUUCUUUCACAUCUAGAAACUUAGGCUUCUUUCCUUCCGUUACUUCCAGUGCUGGCUGAAGAUGCAAUCAAGGCCGCCCUGGCUGAUUACAAAUUGAAACAAGAACCCAAAAAAGGAGAGGCAGAGAAGAAAUGAGCCCUCCCUCGGCGAAGCCUCCAGCAGGCCACACCAGCUGUUUCCCACCUGCUGUGCAGUCACCUUAGAUGUUCAGAAGCCGCUUCCUCUCCACUGAAGAGCUAUGAGAUACGCACAAUACUUGCUGUUCACGUUAUGACUCUCAUGCAAGCAAAAUACACAGUUUCAUUGUUCUGAAUCCUGUGGUUUCUUUCAGCCCACUUUUAUCGCCUUAACCUAGUUAAUGUAUAUUUUGAAUUGUGUGUAUGACCUCAGAACUGAAAUUGAUAAUGAAGUUGCAAGUUUUGAUAGCCCGUGAAGUGCAUAAGUAUCUAAUUUUACCUGAAUUGAUUUGGGGGGAAAUUACCAGUAGAAUGCCUUGGUCUGAAUAUUUGAUAGAACCAAUUGUUGUACAUAAAACAGAUUGCGCAUAUAUAUAUAUGUAUAAAAAAUAAUAAAAUAAUGGAAGAUGAUGGUGUUCUCUAGUAA
Molecule: messenger RNA, 3305 nt
Organism: Homo sapiens (human)
Lineage: Eukaryota; Metazoa; Chordata; Mammalia; Primates; Hominidae
Gene: ISCU
Product: iron-sulfur cluster assembly enzyme
Exons: 5
Coding region: 1161-1625 (154 amino acids)
Biological process (GO): [4Fe-4S] cluster assembly; iron-sulfur cluster assembly
Cellular component (GO): mitochondrial [2Fe-2S] assembly complex; mitochondrion; nucleus
Molecular function (GO): iron-sulfur cluster binding; iron ion binding; protein homodimerization activity
Source: RefSeq, marked reviewed